UAUGGCAACACCACUUUUAAACUGUCAUCUCCAGAAUUGUGGUCUUUUUUUGCUCCGUCAAUGUUAUUUUCGAAAAUAAACAAUUUACUAUGAAAUUGGAAUAAUAAAGCCAUAAAACGAGGUUAUAAUUAUAGAAUUUGUUGCGGUUUGCAAUAAAAUGGCUUUUAAGUACUUCUUUUGUGUUCUUUUGACUUACAACAUGUUGUUGUCGUGCGCCUCGGCGGCGGUGCAUGGGCACGGCGUGGACAACUUGGAGCGGGAGACGGACGGCAGCUUCCGCGCGCGGGACUACGAGCACUACGGCGACUCCGGCCACAACUCCGAGUUCGACCACGAAGCGAUACUAGGGAGCGUGCGAGAGGCCGAGGAGUUUGACAAGCUCAGCCCAGAGGAGUCAAAGCGGCGGCUGGCUCUGCUGCUGCCGAAGAUGGACCUCAACGGAGACCAGCAAGUGGACCGGAAAGAACUUAAGAACUGGAUAUUGAAAUCUUUCAUCAACCUGUCUCGUGAGGAAGCACAGGAGCGUCUUCAAGAAGCAGACGAGGACCGUGACGGAGCGGUAACCUGGCUGGAGUACUUGCAUGAUACGUUUGGAGUUGAUUCAGAAGAUGAUGUCGGACCUGAUGACACUGGGGACUCAGGAAUGUUACUGCAAGAAGAGAAGGCGAUGUGGGCGAUAGCUGACGCCAACAGCGAUGGGAAACUUGAAAUUCACGAAUUCCAGGUGUUCACGAACCCUGAGGAGCACGAGGAGAUGCACCAGAUCCUGAUCAACCAGACCCUGAGGGAGAAGGACACCAACAAGGAUGGGCGCAUUGACUUCAAUGAGUACGUCGGGGAGAGAGGUAACCACCAAGACAAGGGCUGGUUAAUAUCCGAGAAGGACAAAUUCGACAACGAUUUAGAUCUGAACAAGGACGGAGUUAUCGACAUGGCCGAGAUACACACGUGGAUUAUACCUAACAAUGAUGAAAUAGCAGACGAGGAAGUGGACCACCUGUUCGCUUCAGCAGACGACGACCACGACGACCUCCUAUCAUUCGAGGAGAUACUCCGUCACCACGACGUGUUCGUCGGCAGCGAGGCCACGGACUACGGCGGCGAUCUCAUGGGAGAACACUUCGACGAUGAGCUCUGAACCAUCUGUUUUGUAGCUCUUCGCGUUGCUAUUAGAAUACGUUGAGAGUGAGUGUUAAAGUGGGGAGUACUUGCUUUUUUUGCCGAUUUAAGUU
Helicoverpa armigera (cotton bollworm) is the source of this 1232-nucleotide messenger RNA. Its product is annotated as reticulocalbin-2. The coding region runs from base 158 to 1138 and encodes 326 amino acids. Gene Ontology annotation, cellular component: endoplasmic reticulum. NCBI's taxonomy places the organism in Eukaryota, Metazoa, Arthropoda, Insecta, Lepidoptera, Noctuidae. The record is from RefSeq and is a predicted model, not a curated record. Gene Ontology annotation, molecular function: calcium ion binding. The transcript has 7 exons.